Babesia bovis T2Bo is the source of this 1630-nucleotide messenger RNA. RefSeq lists its product as uncharacterized. Bases 148 to 1605 code for a protein of 485 amino acids. The transcript has 2 exons. Lineage: Eukaryota; Apicomplexa; Aconoidasida; Piroplasmida; Babesiidae. The record is from RefSeq and is a predicted model, not a curated record.
UGCAGUUGAGUUGUUUAUGGCACAUUUUUAUUAGUAGAUUCUAGAUGGAAGUCUAGUUUUUAAAAUCUAUUUGACCAUGUUAGGUCUUGGUGUUAUAAGAUGUGAUGGUGUAUAGUUAGUUUCUAUACAUAUUAAUAUAAUGGCUCAAUGAUCCAUGUGUUACGCUUGGAUAGACUUUUCCAGAGGGUAUUACGUAGGUUUUCCUCUGAUUCAUCACGUUGGUCACAAUGUAAAACUGUCCGGGAUCUGUUGCAGUCAGUGCAACAUGUUCAUCACAUGGAUGAGGCCGAGCUCCGUCAUUUGGAGGCUCAUUCCCGUAAUCUUCUAACUGGCAACUUGCGAGAUGCUGCUAUGUUAAGUUUGAUGUUGCAUAACUUUGGUGGUAAUGUAGAUUCUUUACUAACCUCCAUCAAGGUCUCUACUAGUAGCCCUGACCUUGAUAUUUACUUCCGUGCAACGGCAGAAUGUGGUAUUGAAAAGCCAUCCGUCUCACUCCAGGAUAUUUUGGACACUCCUGGUGCUGUGACAUCAGCUCGUGAGUUGUACAAUUUUUUUUGUGGCGCUUGCUUGUUUAGCCAGCGUGGUGUUUUGAUGCCCUUAGAAUCUCUCGUGGAGCGUGUAUAUAACCUAGGCUUUGAACAAUUCAGUAGUUUGCAACUAUUACAGAUGGCUGGAUGUAUUGCUCUGUUUGAAGAUGAUCGUUAUAGGGCCCUUGUAGUAUCACUUUGUGAUGAACUAUCUAAUCGCAAAUUACAUGAUGUAGUUUUCGGUGACUUGAUUGAUGGUCUAUCAAAAUUAUGUCGUCAUUAUCAGUCUGAUAUACUAUUUCCUAAGUUCAUAGAGUACAUGGGUGCAUACAGCGCCGACUCUAUGCUUUCUCCGUCUGAAAUGAGUGCUGUGUUAUAUAUACUAUCACGUUAUAGAAAGGGCGAUCCUAUUUUAAUGGACCGUUUAUCUAUUAACCUUCGGAGGGAUAUCGGUAAUUACGACUUGAUACAAAUAUCUCGUGUAGUGGUAUAUGUAUCUCAGAUUGGUUAUUACAAUCGUGCUUUGGUAUCACUUUUGGGUCGUAUGGUCUUGACAUUGAUUGAUUGCAAUUCAAUUGUUGACCCUUCUGUUCUUACUAACUUGUACACUGGUUUUUCACGAUUUUUACAUAACAAAGGUCUAUUCGAUCUAUUCUCUAGUAUACUACGUAAAGAGGAGGUAUUUGCUGAUCUUGCGUUGCACGAUGCGGUAUCUAUUGUGCAGUCCUAUGCUCGUGUCCAUGUUAUUGAUGACCGGCUGUUUAGGUUAUUUGAUGCUAAGUUAUUUACUCAGCCUUUGAACACUACAUUGAGUUAUAAGCUACUGGUUGCUCAUGGGAAGUUGCGUUACUUCAACCCUAGGUUACAUAACCUAUUGGUGAACAACAUUAAUCUACAGGAGGUUGUUUCUGAUAUUGAUCGUGAGAAGCUCAAGCUAGCUGCCGAGCGCCUUGGUUUAUUCUUCCCUGAGCUCGUUGACUCCGGUAUUGACUCUGCGAUACCUCGUAUAACAUGGCGACGCAUGACUCCUAUACGUAAGAAGUUAGGUCACGUCCGACGUCGUAAGUGGACUUGGUGAUUACCAUCCGGUCCAUCGGUAGUAA